AUGAAAAAACUCCUUCUUCGUCAUCCUCGUGUUGGCUCUUCUUCACUUUUAUUUUCAAACAUUCAUCAUCAUCAUGAAGCGCUGGUAGUAACACAAAGAAGAACUUUGUUCUCAUCAUCCUUGAUGGAAAAUACGAAAAAUAGAGGAUUCGUUUCAACAACAUGUUAUUCGGGUUCCAUCACGAACAACACAAGCCUCUUCUCCUUGUUGAGUUUAACUAUGAAUGAAACAAGGCAUCGUGGUAUGAAAAGAAGAGGUUACCACACAUCCCGAAGUCUUUGUGAGCCUCAAUCUGAACCACAAGCCACUCAAGGUGUGGACCUCUUGCUUUCAGAAUCAGGUGAAGAUAAUGUGCUGCCUAGUGGCUCAUCGGGAGAAGGAUCAGAAUCAUUUGAACAAAUGGCUGAAAUUACUCUUGCUACAUAUAUGCAACGAAACAGACAUUAUCGCAAGUUCACUGAAGAAGAAGUACAACAAAUGAAACGCAAUUUACCAAAUUUAAUGAGUCCUCCUUCCAUAAUUUCAGAAUUUCCAUUUGAACUGGCAAGAAAAUCUAGUACACAACCAGCUUCUCCAUCAAACAAAUCUACAGUUUCUCCAAUCAACACGGAAGAGUAUUUUGCAGUGCUUGACAAGAUUUACGCAAGAGUGGAACAAAGAGGAGUUUCAGUUUCAAAGAUUUGCGUGUGUGUGAGUGGAGGAGGAGACUCUAUGGGAACAGCAAUUCUGGUUUCCAAAUGGCGUGACCACAUGAAACAAAAGAGAGGUAUUGAUUUAGAGUUGGUUGCCAUUACUGUGGAUCAUCAAAUUAGACCUGAAUCUGAACAUGAAAUGCUCUACGUUCAUGAAAUACUCAGCACCCAGCUUAAAUACAACCAUGUUACAUGUGCCAAGGUGAUUUGGUCCAUGGACCAAAAGAAGCAACAACGAUACGCCAGAAUGAAGCGUCAAUUAAUUGUCAGUUCAGAAUGCGUCUCUCAAAAAAUUGAUCUUGUCAUUACUGGACAUCACAAGCAAGAUAACAUUGAAACAAUAAUUCACAGAAUAGCUUUUGCAAGUGGUAUUUCCGGACUUAAUGGUAUUCCACUCAUUCAUGCUUACCGUGUUGCUGAGGCCAACAUUGUGAUAACAAGACCUGGAUUGGUAUUUGAUGCACAAGAGUUGAAAGCUGUGUGCAUGCAACACAACAUUAAAUGGGUUGAAGAUCCAAAGAAUAGCGCAGAAUCAGAAUUCAGAGCUAUCAUUAGAUCAAGAUUGGGAGCCUUGUACAGCUCUGGAAUCGCUCCAAGCAAUUUCUAUAACUUGUUGCUCACUGUUGGAACAAUACGUCAUAUUAUGGCUCGUGAAACGCUCAACUUUUUCAAUCGCUAUGUCAGAUUUGAUGACGAGUUUGGAUUUGCAGGAAUUUAUUUCUACAGUUUAGAGAAGACUGCAGAAUUUAUAGCAUUGAACGCUCUUAAUUCUCUUAUUCAAUAUGUCACCAAUAAGGACUUGCCUAUUUCUCUAAACUCGUUGAAGAAUGUCGUUCGGUCAUUGCCCAGCACAAAACGAUCCCUUGGUGGUACCUUGCUUGUUCCUGACAAGAAGGUCCUGUAUGUGAUUCGAGAUACAGGCUUUUUGAGAAGAAAAAAGAAGCAUGUACCCAUUCAUUUCCAUGAUAAUGGAGUCAUUUGGGACAAUAGAUUCUUUAUUCAAUUAUUCCAAUAUAACAAGAUGAACACGUCUGAGAAAAAUAUAACCUACUCAAAGAAACUGACAUUAGAAAAACAACCUGAAUAUGACAAUGUAUUUAUUCCAAACUUUGAUGGAAAAGUUGACACUGAUCCACGUGCAGAGUUGAGGAUUAGACCGUUCACUGAAGCCGAUCAUAAAUAUUUCUUGGAACAUUAUCCACUCAUGAUGAGAGCUGCCAAACAAUUCCCUGAUUACCUGACUCGAAGCUUCCCAGUGAUUGAAGAUGAUAAGGGAAUUCUUGCAAUCCCAUUUUUAGGAUGGAAGAGGUGUGUGAAUAUCUAUUGGCUGAUCAAAUUCCUUCCAUCGCAUAGCAAAUUCUUGAUGGGAGAGGUUGAUAGUUUGUACGAUUUUGUCAAGUUGUUUUCUUCCAAAAAGUAA
Molecule: messenger RNA, 2112 nt
Organism: Naegleria lovaniensis
Lineage: Eukaryota; Heterolobosea; Eutetramitea; Acrasida; Naegleriidae
Exons: 1
Coding region: 1-2112 (703 amino acids)
Biological process (GO): tRNA processing
Molecular function (GO): ATP binding; ligase activity, forming carbon-nitrogen bonds
Source: RefSeq, a predicted model, not a curated record